AUGUCCCUCCUCAAGGUAGAUGGAUACCCUAAAAGACCUUAUGGUGUGCUAGAAAAUGUCAAGCUGCAAGUUGAUAACCUGAUUUUCCUGGUGGAUUUUGUGAUACUAGAGAUGGAGAAAAAUGCAGAGAUCCCUAUCAUUCUUGGAAGGUCGUUCCUGAAGACAACCAAAGUAAUCAUCAAUGUUGAUGAAGGAACCAUAGCUCUCAAAGACCAAGAAGAGGAGGUGAUCCUGAGUGUCUGUAAGACAGGGCGGCAGAUUGAAGAAAAGAAAACCAAUCCCAAAGCUGCAUUUAAAGAUGCACCCGGGAAAGGUACCAGAAUCGCCAAAUCAAAGAGGAAAGGUAAAAAGUGUUUUUUGUCACAGGUACCUAAGGAAGAAAAAGACAACAAAGGAGCAGAUGUUUACCAAAGUCCUUUAAAGAAGCCGGAAGGACUGAGACCAGGCCUCCCUGUACAAUGCAACAAAAAGCUCUAG
Molecule: messenger RNA, 477 nt
Organism: Vigna radiata var. radiata (mung bean)
Lineage: Eukaryota; Viridiplantae; Streptophyta; Magnoliopsida; Fabales; Fabaceae
Exons: 1
Coding region: 1-477 (158 amino acids)
Source: RefSeq, a predicted model, not a curated record